Thermothelomyces thermophilus ATCC 42464 is the source of this 3316-nucleotide messenger RNA. RefSeq lists its product as uncharacterized. The record is from RefSeq and is a predicted model, not a curated record. The transcript has a single exon. NCBI's taxonomy places the organism in Eukaryota, Fungi, Ascomycota, Sordariomycetes, Sordariales, Chaetomiaceae. The coding region runs from base 308 to 2950 and encodes 880 amino acids.
CUGCCACUUCAUGAACGGUCGAUGCAUGCAAUAUGCGGGACAACCCAAACGCGACUUGAUGAUGGAAAAGUAGCCGGCCUUUGAUUACACGAUUCCUCUUCCCCCGACGGCUCGGUCAAAAGCGGAGCACAUCGGCAAAACACUGAUGAGGUCGUUCAGUGGUCUGUCGGGCUUCCAAAUCUGGGUUCACCACCUCGACAUCUCAUCACCGUUUGCCGUCGACAGUUCACCAUGACCAUCUUCUCCUGACAUCGAAUAUCAACAUUUCAUUUCCGAGUGAUGAGUCUAUAUUCCCGUCCAUUCCAUCAUGCCCCAGCUGCCACGCGAAAAUGCGCGCCUCUGGUUCUUCCUCUUCCUCGUCCUGGUGACGCUCAUGUCACGAAAUGACGCUCCCGGCCUGAUCGCAGCUCCCUUCUUCGGCGCGCCCCGCCUCGGCCGCCUAUGGGCCGCCCACAGCAUCUUGAACAGCACCGAGUGGGGCGACUUCUCUCCGGGGGCAGCAAAGGAUGGUGCUCCCCCGUGGGAGGCACCGCGCUAUCUCAACUUGACGGGAUUCCGGGAGACGGACGGCUAUGUGUGGGGUGAUCUCGACUACUUCAAGGAUCGGUGCCGGCAAUGGAGUCGCCAUGCCUAUCCGCCGCCGAAAGGGGCUGGCGAUUGGGCGCACGGUCAUGUGUGGAAGACUUGGCAGAACGCCACGGGCACCGUGCAGGGCAAAUGGGUGCGGAGGCCGGGCUCGGUGACCAAGCACGCGAGGAGCUAUAACCUGAGCGCGAUAGCGCCGGGGGUACACUGGGUUGACGACGAUGAUGCGUGGGGCUGGAACGUGACCGGCUCGCAUGGGACCAUCCUGUUGCGGCUGUCAGAAGAUGCCAGCGACCCCGUGUAUGAGGAGAAAGAAGGCGACGACAAACGGCGGUCCUCAGGGCGCAUGGCGCGAUCGAUCUCGGUCGAGGCCACAAUCCAAGACGAAGACCACUCGGCGUCCAGCUUUGUCGUGAAGCUCUACGGUGUUCACUGGCCGAGACAGGGAUCGAUCCUCCUCACCACGACAACCGAGAAGUUUUCUGGCAUUUUCGGUCUGCCUCACCUCGCCCCCAGCCCAGAGUUCUAUCGCUCGGGCCAGAUGUUGCUGAACCGAACAGUGGGUGAGGUCUUGAGCAGGAAAGAGCAAAGCAGGUUCGCCGACGCGAGCAACCCAUGGACGCCCUUGGUUGAGGAGGAAGUCUCUGUUCCAGUGCCGCGCUGCGAGUACGUCAUGUACCUGCAGCUACACCCACUCGACCCUCGCUUCAUAGGAAAGGACGGGGUUGACAACAAGUUCGUCCCUCUGAUAGACCAGAUGGAGAGAGAGCUUCGGUUCCCAACCGGAGCACCCUCGAGAGGCAAGGCGGAGUUGCGUAUGUCGCUCGUCGCCUGGUCUCCGGACUGCGGGUAUUACCUCGAGUCCAAGGGCCCGCCGCUCUUUCCGUCGGUGGAGGGAAACCACCUGGUUGGGGUAAAGUCAGAGGUGCUGCUUUCACGGACGAAAUCCUGGAUGUUCGCGUUCGCUGCUGUUUUGAUGGCGCAGCUGUGGCUGUUGAAGGUGCAGAUGAGGGAGUCCAACACGCCCUCUACCCUGGCGCGUAUCAGCUUCCACACGGUGGCCGUGAUGCUCCUGGCAGAUGGGCUAAUCUUUGCGUGCUCGACAACCUGGAGCCUCUCCGCGUCCAACACGUUCCUCCCCUCGCUCAUACUCACCUUUGCCGCCUUCAUGUCCAUGACACUUGGGGCAGGGUUCUUGUCCGAGAUAUACAAGCACCAAGAACCAGAACGCAGGCGCGAGCAGGCCCGAGCCGCUGAUACCGCCAGCCCGCGAACAACCCCAGCCGCCCCGGCGUCGACCACCGCAACAACCCCGGGCACCGUCCCCCCUCCGGCGCCCAACACCGCAACCCGGCCUCCGUCGCCGCCCAUCAUCAUCCCUUCCGACCAAGACAUCGACGCGGAAAUAGCCGAGAACACAGCCAGGGGCGCCGCUGCACUCCCCACCCCGGCCACUGCUACAACCACAGCGGCCGGCCCGUUCCAAGCCCCGGAUGUAGGCACCUUCGCCUCGAUAACAGGCGUCUUCGUUCUCGUGGGAAUCGCCAUCCUCCUCCUCAUAGCCGUGUCCCUCUCCUGGCCGCCCCGUGCCCGCUCGCUCUUCUUCCACUUCCUCGCCUUUGCCUACCUGUCCCUCUGGAUCCCGCAGAUCCGGCGCAACGUCUGGCGCAACAGCCGUCGGGCCUUUUCCUGGCGGUUCAUUGUCGGUCAGUCGGUCCUGCGGCUGGCGCCGUUUGCGUAUUUUUACCUGAGGGAGGACAACAUCCUGUUCGUGGAGACAGACGUGACGGCGUUUCUGGUGCUGGUCGGGUGGGUGUGGUGCCAGCUCGUGGCGCUGGCCGUGCAGGACGUGCUGGGGCCGAGGUUCGGGCUGCCGAAGAGCUGGAUGCCCGAAGUCUGGGAGUAUCACCCGGUGCUGAGGGAGAGUGAUGUGGAGGCGGGAGGCUUGCCGAUCGGGUUGGUCGCUUCAUUGUCAUCGCCGUACGGUGGUGAAGAAGGGGACGGGAGCGGGAGCGCGGCGGGUUCGCCCGUUGUCACGACGGCGGGGAGGACGAGGAGCUGGUCUGCCGGAUCGUCGUCGGGCGAGGUUGGGGCGCAGAGGAGGGAGAGGGCCAAGGAGCUGGAGAGGCAUGGUAUGAUGCUGAGGGAGAUUGAUUGCGCGAUUUGCACCGAGGUGUUGGAGGUGCCUGUUGUGCGAGCCAAUGCGAGGGAUCCGUCGGCGGCAGGCGGUCUGUCCGGGGUCCUCGCGAGACGGGCGUACAUGGUCACGCCGUGUCGGCAUAUCUUCCAUACCAAGUGUCUGGAGGGUUGGUUCCGGUACAAGCUGCAGUGCCCGAUCUGUCGGGAGGAGCUGCCACCACUCUGAAGUGCGUGAGGGCUAGCUGAGUGUCGAUCCGGAUAGGGGGAUGUUUGGCACGGCGGGAAUGGAGCACAAGUAGUCCCUGAACUAGUCUAGUAAUAUAUAUAUGUAAUGUUGUGUACACUCAUUGUCAGAGAGCGAGUCUACAAUGCGGUCACGGAGCCUUGCUUUCUCGGCGGCCGCUAAUCCACCCAGCGCCGGUGGUCCACCAAGGCCACUAGAACCCUUUAAAGCCGUUAGAUAGGUAUGCGGCAUGUACAGUAACUGCAAGUCAACAUAGGUGCAUGUCCAGGGCCAGAUUUGUCGGAACUUUGGCCUCAGCUCAGGUACUCUCGCUUCUCUGCAAUCGCUUUGUGUGAGUGUGGAAGAUUU